UAUACAUAAGGUGUCAGAGUGCAUAAAACAGCAUCAAAAUAGAGCUUGUUUAUCAAAAAAAAAGUGCCAGUGGAGAAUCCCUGCAACCCCCGACACAGUUCCUCACCAAGUUCCUAAUGUGCUAAAAUUAAAAUGUCCUAACAUUUAAACGUGUAUAGGGUGGCUGCGACUGGCCCCUGGCCUCCUGUCAAAUUGAGUAUUCCUGCUCGAGCUUGUGUGGAACAGCAUCAGCUUUAAAGCCUUUUCUCCCUUCUUGGCUUGCCGUAGAUGAUGCAUCAAGUAGGAGGGGUCUUUCGUUGCGCUUAGCUACUCCUGAAAGUUUGCGGAAGUUUAUUUUCACAGCUAAAGUUGAAGUCAGCCUACUGGAGGGUAAAACCACAGAGAGACGUGAUUUUUUUGUGUUGUACUUCAAUAGAUGGAACUCAGCUCAGAGAAAAUACAGCGGAUCCUCUCCAAGUACAAAUUCCAUGAUGUUGCAAUUGAGGAGCUGCAGAAAAUCCAUCGGAUUUACCCCGGGAUGAAACCAGUCACGGGCACAUACACAUUUAGUGACAGCACCCAAAAAGACCUCUUGAAACUAAUCGGGAACAUCCCCGUCCAGUAUGGAGGCCGCUCCUACAACUUCCCCGUUCAGCUAUGGCUGUUGGACUCAUUCCCCUUCACACCUCCCAUAUGCCUCCUGAGACCGACCCCUAACAUGGUCAUCAGAGAGGGCAAGCAUGUUGAUGGAGGAGGACGGAUCCACCUGCCGAGCCUGCACAACUGGGAUUAUCCUAAGUCAUCUGUGGUGGGUCUUCUGAAAGAGAUGAUUGUCAAGUUUGAGGAGGAUCCUCCGCUGUCCUCGAAGACCACAGCAGACAAUAAAGACCCCCAUGAGCUCCUGGCUUUUGUUUCAAAUCUACAGAUCAAUGAUGGUACUUCAGUCGGUGGAAGCAGGCAUGAUCGACCAAACUACAAAGUUUCAGUUAUCGGGGGAGGAGAUUUAGGGAUGGCAUCAGUAAUGAGCAUUGUAUCAAAGUGUAAAGUGGACAAACUUGUUUUCAUUGACGUCGCUGAGAGUUCCACUAAGGGUGGCAGCAUGGAUCUAGAGAUCUUCAGUCUACCUAAGGUUGAGGUAUCCAGAGAUUUGUCAGCCUCUGCAGGCUCCAGGGUUGUCGUGGUGACUGCGAAUGCAUGGAGCGGCGAGCAGUCGUACGUGAGUGUGGUUCAGACUAACGUGGACUUGUACAGAGGAAUCAUCCCAAAUCUGGCCCGUCUCAGCCCUAACGCAGUGAUGAUCAUUGCUUCACAACCAGUGGACAUCAUGACACAUGUUGCCUGGAGGCAGAGUUGCCUGCCUCCAACACGGGUGAUAGGAGCAGGGUGUAAUCUGGACUCAGAGCGACUUAGUCACAUCCUGGAUAUUAACCUGAACAUUCACAAACCAGCUUGGGUCAUUGGAGAACUUUCAGAUAACAAAGUUGCUGUGAUGAGUAACACUGGGCUGAGCUCUGGCAUGCAGACAGAGAUCGCAGCAGCAUCCAACACUACCAAACCAUUGUUAGACAGAGCGCUUGAGAUGAUGAAGAAUCGUGGCCAGCGGUCGUGGUCUGUAGGUCUGUCCAUCGCUGACAUCACAAACAGUAUCCUGACAGAUCUGAAGAAGACUCACUCCGUCUCCACACUGGCUCAGGGUUGGGGUGGCAUAGGAGCCGAGGUGUUCCUCAGCUUGCCGUGCAUCAUGGGAGCAAACGGUUCCAUGCGCUUGGCUGGAGUGUCACUGGGAGAGGAGGAAGACUCCAAACUGAGGGAAAGUGUUACUUCCCUUUCUAACCUCAUUAGUCAGCUUAGGAUAUGAAGGAUGUGACUGUAGUCCCAGUUUUGGUUUAAGAGACCAGUUUGGGAGGCAGCAGCAGCUUACUGGCAGCAGAGUUCUCCUUUCAGCAAAUGGAUUGUAACUGUGCUGAAGUUGAAUGCAGUUUGAGUUUGCUACUAACACUGGAAUUUCGAAGUUAUGGACAUAAUUGCAUUAUUGUCAUAAAUAUGUAUGAUUUAAAUUAAGAUUUGUUUAUAUAUUCUCAUUGGACACUUUAUAUAAAUGAGGGUAAAUGGUGUGCCCCUGGGAUGACAUUUUUCUGUAGGCUAAAGCAGAAGUUAUCUUGGUGCAGGUUCUUUGUCAAAAAGUUUUGUUUUUUCUGCCAUUGCAUUUAAGAUUAUUGUAGAAAAUAAGCUCUGUGGCAAACAAACAUUUACGAUACUUUUAUUCAGCGAGAUAAUCUUCACAAUCAUUUCCUUUUUCAGGAUUCUCGGGGCCCAAAUGAAAUUUGCUAAAGUAAAAGGGUACUGUUAGGCUACAAACCAACUACUCUGCGGUUGCAUGAGUUAAUGUGCCCCCCAAAACUAAGCUGUAAAGCCGUGUUCGGCAUGGCUCAGCAUGAUGACGAUCUGUAGUCUAAUUUAGCCACUUGUUAGCAACUGCCUUUUUAAGACACAUAAAAAGUUCACAAGUUGGGAAUUUACUGACAAAUCUGGUCUCUUAAACACUUGUUGACCACAGACCUUAUUUCAGGAGCCAAAGGCACAUUUAAAAAACAAACAUUGAUUUCCAGAUGAGGGAACCGCAGGUGCUGAAAUCCUAUUGUAUUUCCAUAUUUUAUGACUCAUUCCUGGGGCACUCUAUAUCAAUGUACAAAUUGCAUUUUGUAAUUGAAAUCGUCAGAACAGAGGUAUUCAUAUUGCCAACAUGUUUAAACCAUGUUACAUGAAUACACUGCGUAAUAUUUUUGGAAAUCCAUGAAAGUCUAUGCAAAAGCAUCUUCAGAAUGUAUUUUUGAACAACUAUAUUUUUUCCAGUAAGUUUAAUUUGGCCUAGACUAUUUUUUACCAAAGAUUAUUUAAUUCUCCUUAUUUUUGUACUAAGCCAUCCCUUACACAAUCGCUUUGGAGAAAAUCAGGGUGUUGGCAGAAGAAGAGUGAGGCAUAUAUAUUAAUAGAUGCCUAACUGAUGAAGUAUAUUUCAAUGGCUUUAUUUGCUAACUUAAUGCUGUUUCUGUAUUUAAUGCAAUAAGCUUUUUUGAAAUGCCUUUACACUUAAGUCGCCUUUGCGCUUACUUUUGUUUACUUUGUAUAAAAUACUUUGCAAAGCUAGAAUCUAAAAUAUGUACAGUAAGAGGAAACAAUUUUGUGGGUGUGCAAUAAAUAUCUCAAACCAAA
Plectropomus leopardus (leopard coralgrouper) is the source of this 3192-nucleotide messenger RNA. It is a transcript of the gene uevld, whose product is annotated as UEV and lactate/malate dehyrogenase domains. Gene Ontology annotation, molecular function: L-lactate dehydrogenase (NAD+) activity. Gene Ontology annotation, biological process: pyruvate metabolic process; protein transport; protein modification process. NCBI's taxonomy places the organism in Eukaryota, Metazoa, Chordata, Actinopteri, Perciformes, Serranidae. The record is from RefSeq and is a predicted model, not a curated record.